AUGGUAAAUGCACAAAUAUGGCUGGAUCAGAAACACCCACCGGAAACGAGAGAAGUAGUAACGGAGUUAAAUAUUAGUUCGGAAGAGCUCAAAGGUUCCUUGAACUUGUACUUUUUUAACAAUUUAAGAAAGUUAAAUUGUUCCGGCAAUGUAAUCACCAGUCUUGAUCUGAAUGAUUGCACGCAGUUAGAAGAAUUAACUUGCUCAUAUAAUAAAAUUGCCAAAAUUGACAUGAGCAAUUGUACGCAAAUCAGUAGACUCGAUUGUUCUAAUAACUGCCUUGUUAACUUCGACUUCUCUAAAUUGGAUCCGGAAAAAUUGAUUGAGCUUUUUGUGGACGAUAAUAACUUCCCUAAACAAGGUUUAUCUUGCUUCAGUCGUUUCAAAAAUCUUGAAAAACUUUCAAUUGGUAAUAGUAAAAAGAUCAUUGCCGAACACAACACCUGUAACCAGUUUACUGGUUCUUUAAGAGCAUUAGAAAAAUUAGGCAGAUUAGAAGAGUUGGAUAUCAAUAAUACCGAUAUUGAUCGCGGUCUAGAAUACUUGUCAGAUAAUUUAAAAAGGAUUAAAUAUUUAAAAAAAAAUGAAAGAAGUAUUGAACUCAACUCCAAUCAAUUGUUAUUACCAUUGCAACCUUAUCACCGGCCAUUACCUUAUAAUCAUUAUGAUAUGAUGGCGUGGAGGAAAGAUCAUUUUCGUUAUUAUACUCCAUUCCUGGUUUUGCAGGAGGGAGAUAAAAUACAGAAGCAAAAAAUAAGUAGUUUGGAAGAAGAAUUGAAACAAAAAAAAGAGGAAAAUAUAAUCUUGUGGCAUCAAUUAGAAGACUUGGAAAAUUUGCGAAAUACGUGUUCAGGUUACACAAAGUUUAUAGAUAAUUAUUUCCAGAGCAAAAAGUUCCGCUUAAGCGAAAUGACUAUCUCAGCAAAAAGCAAACUUGAUGAUGAAACUCAAGAUAUGCUGGACACUUUGUUGGAAACCCAAGAAGAAAUUAUUCAAGAUAGCGGUAGCAAAUUUACCUCCAAACGAUUAGAAAGGCUAGAAAGGACAAAAAGAGCUUUAAGUAAAAAAUUAAACAGCGAGGAAAUUCAAAUUCUGCUGGCUGAACAAGAAGAAGUGGCAAAAUUAAAUGAUCAACUGGAGUUAUUACAAAUCCGAGAAACAAAACUUCAAUCUUCAUCCCCCAACCUUUUUGAACAACAACAAUAA
This is a messenger RNA of Ambispora gerdemannii, 1206 nucleotides long. Lineage: Eukaryota; Fungi; Glomeromycota; Glomeromycetes; Archaeosporales; Ambisporaceae. The record is from the annotation of a GenBank genome assembly.